Molecule: messenger RNA, 866 nt
Organism: Thamnophis sirtalis
Lineage: Eukaryota; Metazoa; Chordata; Lepidosauria; Squamata; Natricidae
Source: RefSeq, a predicted model, not a curated record
AGGGUUUCCUUCCAGACCCGACAAUGAAUCGCCUCCUUCCAGGAGCCGUGGGGGCCGACAACGCACAGAAACGUGGUCGUCAGACCCCGAUGGAGUUUUCCAACAUGAUGGCUCUGAUGGGAGCCGGCCGGGUCCAACUGGGAGCCACAGGACCCCUCUCUCUGCACCACCACGCCCACUUCCAAACCACCCCAGCCCAUGGCUCCGCCUUGCAAUACAUGCCGUUCCCCACCGCGGCGGCUGCAGCCACUGCCGCCACCACCUCCGGCACCCUUCUCCAUCCAGGACUGGGCCACCCCAGCUACGCCGGCGCCCCCUUGCAUCUGGGCCACCCUCAGCGCGUGGAUGAAGACGAGGAGGAAGACGAGAUGGACGACUUGUCUCAGGGCUACGCCAGCUCGGAACGGGACUUUUCAUUGCUGGACGACGACCCCAUGAUGCCAGCCAACUCCGACUCCAGCGAUGAAGGAGAGGAGGAAGGAGAAGACUGAACUGAAGUCCGGAGGGCAGACGGACGGAUUCCGACAAGGCCAGCUCCUUCCCCGAGGGGGCUAGCCAUCCUCAUGACAUUGAAUUUGAAAGGCCAGAGAACUCGGGGAGUCCCGUCGGGGGUGUGGGGGGGAGCGUCGAGCAGACAAGGCUCCUUUUCGUCCCCACGUCGGUUGCCCGGAGGACAAAACAGGGUCCUUCAAAAACCCCAGCGAGGGGUGGAAAUAAUGGGGGUGGGGGGGAAAGCGACUUGCCUCCCAGGGCUUCUUAAUUUUGAGAAAGGAAAAGAAAGAGAAAAUUGUCGGCCAGGUUAGCAGAUCCGCCCUCUCUUCCUGCAGCACUUGGAACUGUCGCCCGAGAACGUGUCUCCGUGGCUG